AUGAGAGCCACUGCAAGAAGAUUUGAAAUUGAACAAAGCAGUCAUCAGACCCAAUUUCCAUUAUUAGAAAAAAGGCUUGUUGAAUGGAUUAAUGAAUGCUAUAAAGAGCAGAAUGCUGUUACCAGAAAUAUGGUUGAGAAAAAGGCUAAGGCCUUAGCACAAACUAAUAAAUUUAAGGAUAUUUAUCUUGACAUCA
Cetraspora pellucida is the source of this 196-nucleotide messenger RNA. NCBI's taxonomy places the organism in Eukaryota, Fungi, Glomeromycota, Glomeromycetes, Diversisporales, Gigasporaceae. The record is from the annotation of a GenBank genome assembly.